Cyprinodon tularosa is the source of this 2339-nucleotide messenger RNA. RefSeq names its product annexin A4-like. NCBI's taxonomy places the organism in Eukaryota, Metazoa, Chordata, Actinopteri, Cyprinodontiformes, Cyprinodontidae. The transcript has 15 exons. The record is from RefSeq and is a predicted model, not a curated record. Gene Ontology annotation, molecular function: calcium-dependent phospholipid binding; calcium ion binding. Gene Ontology annotation, biological process: cytokinetic process; phagocytosis. The coding region runs from base 130 to 1788 and encodes 552 amino acids. Gene Ontology annotation, cellular component: cytoplasm.
CGUCACUGCAAAGCUGGGCGGGUCCCUUAAAUGGAAAAUGUGUCCCACCCAUUAAAGUUAAACGCUUCUUAAAUCAGCAGACAGGCAGCCAUUCACACUCCAGGAAGAGAACAGACGCAUACUGAAACAAUGAGCUACCCAGGAUACCCCCCUCAGGCAGGAGCAUACCCACCACAGCCUGGUUUCGGGCCUUCACAACCUGCUGGUUACCCACCUCAGCCAGGGGUUUACCCCCCCCAGGCAGGAGGCUACCCCCCUCAGCCAGGUAGCUACCCUCCCCAACCCAGUGCCUAUCCUCCGCAGCCUGGAGCUUAUCCUCCGCAGCCUGGAGCUUAUCCUCCUCAGGCUGGAGCCUACCCACCACUGCCAACAGGCUCAUGGGGAGGAGGCCCCUCUGGUGGAUACCCCUCUGCUGCUCCUGGCAGCUAUCCUAACCCUGGAUACAAUGCAGGCAUGGGCAACCAGAUCUCUGCUGGCAUGGGAGCAUUUACUCCAAACCCAUCUAUUUUCCAAACAUCGGCGGGUUACCCACCUGCAUCAGGAGGGUACCCACCUGCCCCCCAUGUGGGCGGAAACGGUUCCCUUUAUCCUAACCCACAGUCAUAUGGCCUGUACCCACAGCCAGGAGGCACCAUGCCCCAACAACAGGGCUACCCUGGGCAGCCUGGACAGAUGAUGCCUGGAUACCCACAAGCACCUUCACCCAACCCACCCAUGCCUGGCUUUGGAGGAGCACCAGCACCUAUGCCAGGGUAUCCGAAUGUCCCAUCACAGAAUUCAUCUAUGCCAGCCUAUGGAGGAGGAGCCAUGCCAGUAGUCCCGCCUAUUAGUAGAGGAUUUAGAGGAACAAUCAACGACUUCCCUGGAGCGGAUCCACUGAAGGAUGUGGAGGUUCUGAGGAAAGCUAUGAAGGGCUUUGGAACCGAUGAACAAGCCAUUAUUGAGCUACUGGGCAGUCGCUCCGUUAAACAGAGAGUACCUUUACUCCGGGCCUACAAAACAUCCUAUGGGAAGGAUCUACUUAAAGAUCUGCAUUCAGAACUUUCCGGAGACUUCAGGAACCUGGUCAAGGCCAUGUUGAAAAGCCCCGCAGAGUUGGACGCCUCUGAACUCCACGAUGCAAUGAAGGGAGCUGGAACUGAUGAAGCCUGCCUGAUAGAGGUCUUGUCCUCGCGCUCCAAUGCUGAGAUCAAGGAAAUAAACCGAGUUUACAAAGAAACCUAUAAGAAAUCUUUGGAAGAUUCCAUUAAAAGUGAUACCUCAGGCCACUUCCGCCGCCUCCUGAUCUCUCUGGCUCAGGGUAAUCGAGAUGAAAGGGAAAAUGUUGAUGUCUCCCUGGCUAAACAAGACGCUCAGGCACUGUAUGCUGCUGGAGAGAAUAAACUUGGCACAGAUGAGUCCAAAUUUAAUGCCAUUUUAUGUGCAAGAAGCAGAGCCCAUCUCAGAACAGUGUUUCAUGAAUACCAGAAGAUGUGUGGCAGAGAUAUUGAGAGCAGUAUCAGCAGAGAGAUGUCUGGAGACCUUGAAAGUGGCAUGUUGGCACUAGUGAAGUGUAUUAAAAACACACCAGGCUACUUUGCAUGGAGGCUUUACAAGUCCAUGAAGGGACUUGGGACUAAAGACAGAACCCUGAUCCGGAUCAUGAUCUCCCGUUCAGAGGUCGACCUGCUGGAUAUUCGUCAGGAAUAUGUGAAGAACUAUGGAAAAUCACUGUACACGCAUAUCCAUGGCGACACAUCAGGAGACUACAGGAAACUGCUUCUAAAGCUGUGCGGUGGCAACGACUGAAAUGGAGAGGUUUUCUGCUACAAAAUAUGAGACUUUUUUUUUAAUGAAUAUUAGGUUUCUAGCUUUUCUGUAUUACUUAUACCCAAACUAUAAACAUGUACAGCAUGCCAAUGCUUCUAAUUUUACGUUUACAUACUUGCACCUGCCAUAAGUUGUUUUUCUCUGUGCUGAAUUUAUAUUUUUUUAUUUGCCAUAUAUCUACAGGAGUUUAAAAUUGUUUAUUGCAUAUAUCAAAUGUAUAUUUUAAAAGCUGGCAUCUAUUAUAAUAGUAUUAUACUAUAAAUUUUUUUUGCAGAUUUGAUGUCAAAAGAGAUUUUAAAAGGUUGUCACCUGGUUUAUUAAUGUGCAGGAAUGCUGAAGUACCAAAAUAGCAGAGAAUGUGAGCAAGUGCAUAAUCUAAAAGUUUGACUGCAGUUACAUUUUAUCUUUGUUUACCAUAAAUGUGCUGUGUUUGCAACGGAUAUUUCAGUUUGUUUUCUAUGUGCCUGUUUUUUGUUUCUUUUAAUAACUCAGCAUGCCAGUUAAUAAACUGCAAGUAAAGAAAACAUAAA